Messenger RNA from Glycine soja, 2102 nucleotides. Its product is annotated as transcription factor-like protein DPB. Gene Ontology annotation, molecular function: RNA polymerase II transcription regulatory region sequence-specific DNA binding; DNA-binding transcription factor activity, RNA polymerase II-specific. Lineage: Eukaryota; Viridiplantae; Streptophyta; Magnoliopsida; Fabales; Fabaceae. Gene Ontology annotation, cellular component: nucleus; transcription regulator complex. The transcript is spliced from 10 exons. The coding region runs from base 672 to 1688 and encodes 338 amino acids. Gene Ontology annotation, biological process: regulation of transcription by RNA polymerase II; regulation of cell cycle. The record is from RefSeq and is a predicted model, not a curated record.
CAAAAUUCAAUCAUCUCACGUACCGUCCCCUUUAAAGUGGGAAGGGGAUGAGUAUUUUCCCUCACUGUACCAUUCAGCAUUUCAGCUAAUGACACGAAGUGAGCGUUGAUCACCAUUUUGAUACAUUAAUGAUUUCGUUUCUCCGUUCAUUCGACGAUUAUUGCAUCAAGCGAUAUCAAAUCACCAAUCAAUCAUUAAAGAAGAAAUUAAGUAAAGACAAAUCACUAAUUAGCCACAAGUCUUCUUUACCUGCGGUGUGAGUUCGGGAGUUGCGGUGCUGCCGGCGACGGAACUCUCGUACCUUACGUCUCUUUCGCUUGAGCUUCGGUUCCAUAAUAAUAUUGGUUAUUUAUAAAAAUAAAAUUCUCGCCGUUUUUAAUUAUGAACCGGUUUACUGUUCCGGUCCGGUUCGGUUUUUAAAGCACGCUAAAACCUAAGCUUGCUCAUGUCUUCUCUUUCUCUCUCGUACACGCAAACACUUGUUCCGGUGGUCCCUCUCUCUUUCGCUUCAUCUUCAACAUUAGGUCUUCUCUGACUCUGUAGUCGUCACUGCUCAACGUCUUUGAGAGUUCAUACUGAGUAGUUUGGCUUUACGUCAACUCCUGUUCAAUUGAAUUCAGUUUCCCUUGGUAGGAUUUAUUGCCAGGCCUUGAGGUAAGCAACUUACCAACAUGGGAACACAACCCCAGCAAACAUUUUGGGAGGAAGAGGAUGAGGAGAUGCAAGGCCGUGGAACCACUAUCUCAGGUCAAUCAAUGUCAACAAGCAGAAGUUUGGGGUCUCCAUCCAGCCGGAGUGAACAGACAAUGGCAACACCUGCUAGUGAUAGCACUUUUCUUAGGUUAAACCAUCUUGACAUACAUGGUGAUGAUGCUGGAUCACAGGGUGCAGUUGCUAGCAAGAAGAAAAAGAGGGGCCAACGUGCUAUUGGAGGUGAUAAGAGUGGAAGAGGUCUCCGCCAAUUUAGUAUGAAAGUGUGUGAGAAGGUAGAAAGCAAGGGAAGAACAACUUACAAUGAGGUAGCUGAUGAACUUGUGGCUGAAUUUGCUGAUCCAAUCAAUGGUGUUUCAACUCCUGAUCAGCAACAAUAUGAUGAGAAAAACAUUCGUCGAAGGGUGUAUGAUGCUUUGAAUGUUCUCAUGGCAAUGGAUAUUAUUUCUAAGGAUAAAAAGGAAAUACAAUGGAAGGGUCUCCCUCGUACUAGUCUAAGUGAUAUGGAAGAGCUAAAGUCGGAGCGUCUUGGGCUAAGGAAUAGAAUUGAAAAGAAAGCAGCCUAUUUGCAAGAGCUGGAGGAGCAAUACAUAGGUCUUCAGAAACUUAUACAACGAAAUGAGCAACUAUAUAGCUCAGGAAAUGCUCCCAAUGGAGGUGUAUCUUUGCCCUUCAUUCUGGUGCAGACACGCCCCCAUGCAACUGUUGAAGUGGAAAUAUCAGAAGAUAUGCAGCUUGUGCAUUUUGAUUUCAAUAGCACUCCCUUUGAGUUGCAUGAUGAUAACUAUGUUCUCAAGGCAAUGAAACUUUGUGAGGGAUCUCAUAAUGAUAAUACAACAGACAAUCCUACAGAUGGUGGUGAAGGUUCUAGCAUAUAUGCACAGGUUCCUACUUCUGUUUCAAACCCUCCAAAUAGGCCUCCUUCAUCUCCACCACUCCCUGGAAUAUUGAAGGCAAGAGUUAAGAACGAGCAUUGAUAUGCAAUUUUGUACUGCAUUGCCUUAUUUAAGCAUGUUUGUAUAUUUUGUAAAGUAAUUUGUCAGUAAUUAAUUGUCCUUCAUAAUAGUUAAUCAGUACAGCCAAUUCACUCAGUAGGUUAGAAGCGAACCAGUAUGCAUGAGUCUAUAUUCUUCUGGGUUGAUUUUGGCAAAUUCUUUGCUAACCAUAUCCAUAUUUACUACCUUAAGACCUUAACUGAUUUUUUCCCCACAUUUUCUGUGUAUUAUUUGCCCUUUUGUACUUAUAAUAGAGAAAUUGGUUUGUACUAGCCCAUAGAGAUCAUGGAAUGUUAUACAUCAGCGUAGGAUUAAUUUUGGAUUUCACGGAUAUUUAGUGUAAAUUAUUCCGUCUUAUGUGUAAUAUGAAAAGGAUGGAACAUGUGAUUUUUGGUU